Cheilinus undulatus (humphead wrasse) is the source of this 942-nucleotide messenger RNA. RefSeq names its product olfactory receptor 52Z1-like. The transcript has a single exon. Gene Ontology annotation, molecular function: G protein-coupled receptor activity; olfactory receptor activity. Gene Ontology annotation, biological process: G protein-coupled receptor signaling pathway. Gene Ontology annotation, cellular component: membrane. The record is from RefSeq and is a predicted model, not a curated record. Lineage: Eukaryota; Metazoa; Chordata; Actinopteri; Labriformes; Labridae. Bases 1 to 942 code for a protein of 313 amino acids.
AUGAAAAAUUUCUCUGAGGUGACAUCUUUUCAUCUGUCUGCCUACCAUGGAAUGGAUGACAUGAAGCCGUUGUACUUCUGUAUUUUCCUCUUCAUAUAUAUGACUAUCAUUGCUGAAAAUGUGGUUAUAAUCACCGUGAUUUAUCUGGAGAAAAGCUUGCAUGAGCCGAUGUAUUUGUUGCUGUGUAACUUGGCAGCGAACGGUCUGUAUGGAAGCACAGCUUUACUGCCUGCAGUACUGACCAACUUGCUGUCUCACUCUUAUGAGAUUUCUCUGCCGCUGUGUCAGACACAGAUCUUUGCUGUGCACACAUACGCCGUCACUGAAUUCACUAUCCUUGCAGUGAUGAGCUAUGAUAGGUAUAUGGCCAUUUGUUAUCCGCUGCUUUAUCACACUAUAAUGUCACACAGGGUUGUUAAACUCAUUGUUUUCACGUGGCUUUAUCCCUUUCUUGCCUUUCUCGUUGUUUUAAUUUUCACCCUUCGGCUGAGGUUUUGUGAAAGAACUAUUGAAAAAGUUUACUGUAUGAACUAUUUACUAGUUAAACUUUCCUGCGAUGACAUCUCUGUUGUUAACAUAGUCGGCCUGCUCUCUGUUGCUCUCUACACACUUCCACAGAUUUUUAUGAUAUUUUACACAUAUGCACAUAUCCUGAAAAUAUGUAUAACAUCAUUCAGCCAAUCUAAGGUAAAAGCCCUCCGAACCUGCAUCCCCCACCUUCUAGCAUUAGUCAACUACUCAAUUGGAUGCUUUAUUGAAAUAGCACAAAGUCGAUUUAACAUUCGUCACCUGCCUUACCAAACUAAGCUGUUUCUGUCUUUGUAUUUUUUGAUAUUUCCACCCAUUCUUAAUCCAGCCAUCUAUGGGUUAAGUAUUCAGCUCAUAAGAGUGCGACUGUUCAGGCUUUUCAGCAGAAAUAGUAGAGUAGGAACAGAGAAGUAA